GAAGUUUCUUGUAUUACUCCAAAAUCUUGAGCUCUCUAAACUGAUUAUAUAGAGACUUUACAAAUACAUUUCAUAUACUCAAUUUUGUAAGAAAUAAAGGAGGAAUUAGAAAGACAACAUUGAUAAAUCAAAAAUGGAAGGCGUGAGAGAAAAAGAAGAAGAGGUGAAAUUAUUAGAUUUCUGGGCAAGUAUGUUUUGUAUGAGGGUUAAAAUAGCAUUAGCUGAGAAAGCCAUUACUAAGUAUGAUUGCAUAAUUGAAGAUCUUGGAAGUGACCAUAAAAGUUCACUUCUUUUAGAAAUGAACCCAAUUCACAAAAAAAUCCCUGUUCUUAUACACAAUCAUAAACCCAUUUCUGAAUCCAUGAAUAUUGUGGAGUAUAUUGAUGAAUAUUGGAAGGGGGACACUCCUUUCCUAUCUUCUCAUCCUUACCACAGGGCACAAUCAAGAUUCUGGGCUCAUUUUGUGGAUACUAAGUUUUUUGAAGCAAGCAAUAAGUUAUGGAGAACAAAGGAUAGCAAAGAAAGAGAAGAAGCAAAAGCAGAGUUCAUAGAAUGUCUAAAGACACUAGAAGAUGUGUUGGGAGAUAAGUGUUAUUUUGAGGGAGAUAAAUUUGGGUAUAUAGACAUUGCCCUAAUUCCAUUUUACAGCUGGUUUCAAGUUUAUGAAACUUGUGGAAGUUUUAAUAUUGAAUUAGAGUGUCCCAAAAUCAUUGCUUGGGGUAAAACAUGUGUACUUAGACAUUCUGUUAACACAUCUAUUCCUGAAAUGGAUAAACUUUCUGAGUUUAUCUUGGAAAUUAGGAAACAAUACUUUGGAAUCUCAUAAUAAUUGCAUUUUCAUUCUUAGUUAAUAUACUAAGUUGCUCUUUUAUGUUUUAUUAAGGUUUCAUGUAAGAUUAGAAUAGAAGAACAUCAUCAUUAUGAUAUGUAAAUCUUGCAAAUGAAUGCAAUAGAUUAAUAGUUUCCAUGA
Molecule: messenger RNA, 970 nt
Organism: Amaranthus tricolor (Joseph's coat)
Lineage: Eukaryota; Viridiplantae; Streptophyta; Magnoliopsida; Caryophyllales; Amaranthaceae
Product: probable glutathione S-transferase parC
Exons: 2
Coding region: 134-826 (230 amino acids)
Biological process (GO): glutathione metabolic process
Cellular component (GO): cytoplasm
Molecular function (GO): glutathione transferase activity
Source: RefSeq, a predicted model, not a curated record